AGGCAGCUUCGAUCGCAAGUGUUGACCCCUUCUUGAAAGAAGCGCAUGUUCUGCAUCUAAAUGCCAUCGCCCACUCUCCCCAAGUCAAGGCUUUUCUCCGUUAUGGUAGAACAUGCCGUUUACCUCUGCCGUGUCGUAUGAUAAAACAAAAAAUCUGCAGGACCAAGUCAAAAUGCUUAUGCAGUAUCCAUCCUUCUGAAGAUCUUGCCUGCCCUAUCUAGAAAUCUUUUUGAUCUACCGCCGACCGAGAGUUGUUCUGUAAGAUAUACCGACUAUGGCGCAUGCAAACUAGUGCAUGGUUUAGUUCUUACUCGAAUCCAAAUUUUUUAUGUGUGUCAUCUUUGUAUUUAGUCGGUUAGCGCGUGAUCACAAGUCGCGAUUGUGCCACUACCCGCACGGGUUUCCCUCGAUCUUUUGAAAACGAUGUAGAUGCAAUCAGCCCGUGGUGAUGCAAGCCCCGGAGCCAUUGCUCUUCUAGAACUGCUGUCGUGCCUCUUUCGGCAGGGUCUUCGUGGACUCCAUCGUGUGUGAGUCGUGUUAAUUAUCAUAAUUAUGUCUUUCUUUAAUGCAUGCAUCGUGUCGAGUUUUUCUCAAUCAUUCCGCGGCCCGCUGGGAGAUUGCCGAGUGUUAUGUCAAGCGCUAAUGCGUUUGAUCCCUCGUGCGAGAAUCGAACGUGAAGCCUUCAAAGUUCUUUAUAGCCCGACCGAAGCGGCCGCGUUCCUUUUCUUCACGAAGUAAUUUUCUGUAGUUUUUUGCUAGCCUUACCCUUAGCAUUCUGGCUGCAAUCCCUGUCCAAUGCAUGGCCGAGCCUCCGCAUGUGAUCCUCUCGAAGCUCCUUGCAAUCAAUAUUGAACUUCGUUUGAUCUUCUUCAUGCUCUACUGCCUUGUUGCUGAUCGCGACUCCACCAGCUGCGCGAUGUUAGAUCACACUCUUAUAUUAUAAGAAUUUUAGAAGAUUGAUAGAAUACCCUUAAAGAUCUGAAUUUUCGUGACUGCGCUAUCCGCAUGUUCCUAACUCCACAUGAAACUCUUUCUCGGCCUUCAUUUGCUGCUGCGAUUUUUCUGACUUCUCUGUGAAAUGUCAAGAUUGCGGGCUGUGUAGACGCAAGUAUAUUUUUACUCUUCUGGACGCAUGAUUGUUGAUGUGAUAAAGAUGAUUUUUCAUGGAAUUGCAUUCUCCAUCAUGCAUCAUGUGAUACAUUCUUGAUUCGCGAUCUCCUACCAACGAACUGCAGUUUGUACUAUGAUUUCGAAGUAGAAUUGUUCGAGAUUUCGAUGAUUGCUUCGAUCUUUUCAAGUGAUGACAUUGAUGUUUGAGAAUAGAGGUCGACUGACACAUCGAUCGACAGGUUGUUAGAUAUCUUCAUGUACAUGGUGAUCACGACGUCACGGCGCGUUUUCUUGACUCGUCCCGCUCCGAAUUUUUGCCCUGCUGACAGACGACUCAGCUUGACUUCCGAAGUGCAGCAUUCUCCGGCUGCCAGCGACCAUUGCGGCAACUUGACUCAUCUUGUGACUCAUCACCAUCUCAAGCGAAGACUCGGAGUCUUAUCGAACUGGACGUCGCAGGAGCUUCCGGAGACUAGUUGUCAAUGUUCUCUCUGUUGUAAAAUAUAGAAGCAGCUACAACUACUCGAUUCAACGAAACUGCGGCGACACUUAUUUCUUGUCUGAACUUCAGAAGCCCCAAGCCCCUGCUCGUCUUCCCGAUAAUACCGACUUCUGUUGGCAUUUUCAAGGCCAAAGUACACCAAAAAGAGCUCUGUCGUGUCAGACACCUCUACCGGAAAUAGAUUAGAGCCACUUGGUGCCACUUUCAGUAGUGCUGCCUCUCUUCCUUGUCGAGGGCUCUUCAACUGUUCACGACUGCCUCUUUCGUUCUAUUCAUCGAUGAUCAUGGAGCAGUGGUCCAGUGCUCCCGGUGGCGGGGAGAAAGGGGUGUCUGCUUCUGAGAUCGCGCACGCGCUGAAGAUUCUGCAAGCGGCGGGACUCGGAGCAGCUCCAAACGGCCCUGGUGGGAAAGGGAAUCAGGCCCCGACAGCACCACCGCAACAUUCUUACGGUGGGCCGCAUCCUGACCAUGGUGGAUCAUCCGCUGGUAAGCAUAAGGGAGGAAGUCACAAAAAUGCAUCAGCAGGUAAGAAUAAAGGGGGCCCUGCUCAAUACCUAGACAAGGGAAUGCCCGCGAAACACUUCGACAAGGGUGGCAAGCCCCAGUCCCCGGCGUGGGAUGUGCAAGGAAAGGGAAAAGGUGCGCCUGUCGGAGGAAACGGCGCUCUGCCUCCACCUUCGUUUCAACUCACUUACUCAGCCCCUGCAGGUAGCAUGAAUAACAAGGGAAUGCAGGAGCAACAGCGAAGCGGCAAAGGCAACACCGUUAAUCAACGCGAAGAUUUUGCGGCAGGAAAGCGCGGUCCGUCGGAUAAUAACAAGGGCACACAUGAUAGUAGCGGAGCAGGACCGGGGAAAAAUAAAGGAGGUGGAAAAAGGAGUGGUAGUAAAGACUUCGGCAGUGGUAAACAUCAUAAUUCUUCGACGACGUACCACGCGAGCACGGCACCGUCCGCAGGAAAGAGCUUUGACCGAGGAGGACCCUAUCAUGACGGCUUUCAUGGCGAAAAUAAGCAGAGUGGCGGAAGUAAGCAAGGCGGAGGAAAACAAGGUGCGAAGCGACAUCACCCACAACACAGUCCAGUUCUCGGACCACAGAGCAGCUGGGUCGCUACAGCAUCGUCUGGGCCGAACACUAAAGGCCAAGUAAAAUCAUCACCCAUUUCAAGCAUGGCGGCGAACCCGACUGGAAAAAUGAGCGGUUCUGUGGCUGGCGGUCCCGCAUCCAAAGGCGCGACGUGGAAUGGCAAAGGCGGCCACGGGAAUCAGCAAGGAAAGAAAGCAACAAUUCCCUCGUUGCAAGCGACAAAGACGAGUUUUGAGCGUGGAGAGGGUGAUCUCACGCGCCUUCAGAGCAUGCAUGCUUUGUACCACCAGCAGGCGGAAUACAGGUAGCUAAGAAUUUAUUUUUCGACUCCACUAUGCAAGUAAGGUCGACUGUGUGCCUGUGAUGGCGUUUUCCAGAGAUCCCUUAUUACAUUCAACCAAAAACGUGCCUUUUGACAGUUUCCGACGAUUAUAUUCGAGGUUUCUACUUAGAGAUAGAAUUCAAGAAGCAAUUUUUUACGUGUACUGUUCAUGCCACAAUAUCAGAGCUCAAGUGGCGGCAGGAGAGGCGAACCCGGAUCACAAGGUGGUUUCUCACAGUAUUCAAGCUGAUGAAAACAACGGCGUGGAAAAGCGGAAUUGGAGGGCAGACCAACAAGCGGUACUUUUUUAGAGUUUCAUCAUGACGAAUUGAGUAGUUUGAGGUUGUCAGACAGUUUUGUACAGAAAUAAUAUACAACUUCGUAGACACUUUGCCAGUAUUUUGUUUUCGGAACGGCUCUUUGCCAAUCUGUCUCAGAGCGGGAAGAGUGAUGCACCAGCAGGCAAGAGUGAUAAAAAUCACGGUGGUCGGGGACGCAAAGGAGACCGACGCGGAAAGGGCGACAACUCGCUCCAGACAGGCGACCGCGAGAACAAGUCGUCCGCUGGUGCUGCGUCAGCGCAGGCACCACAACGCGAAGGGCGGAUGCUGCCUCCGAAGCCACCAGCGGGUGGUAGUUUCGCAGCUUUUCUGGCACAGCGUGGCGGCAUGGAGAAGAGCGUGAAGAGUGCCGCGCAUUUAGGCGCGGCCAGUGAGCGGCGACCGGCUUUGCCUGCGCGACCACCACCACAGGGGGCUUCCUCUUCGAGUACCGGAGGACGAGGCCGGCCUCCGCCUCGCAUGGACAGUGGCCGAGACGGCAAGGCGCGUGGACGACGCGAGGGUCGGGGCGACCGGCGCCGCGAUGGAGAUCGACGCCGCGAUCGCAGUCGACGAGGUUGCCGCGACGACCGACGUGGUGGACGUGAUGAGAAUCGUCGCGUCGGAAAGAUGGUCAAGAAACCAGUUUCGUCUCACGACCAGCGCGAGCGUAGCCGCGAGCGCACCACGCCAAGCACUCUGACGAUGGGCGACAUCCGUCGCAUCAACGAGCAACGGGCGAAAGCCGUUGCUGUUGCUAAGGCGCCGGAAGGUGCACAAGCUGCUGCGGGCGCGAAUGACAAUAACCUUUCUGCAGGAGGUGAUGGUAUGAACAAUGAUGAUCUGAAUGCACCACAAGAUAGCAAAUCUGGCGAUGCAGGCGACAGCAACGAGAAAGACGACGAUUCCGACUCCUCCGACCGCUCUGAGGCUGGAUCUGAUGAGGAUUUUGAUGACGAGGACGACGCGCUACCUCCAAAUUGGAUCGAAUACGAAGUCGAUGGGGACACAGCGUAAUCUACAUGAAAUAUAAAUCAUAUUUUUUUGUCACAAAAUUUUAUUAAAGUGAAUGCAAAUGAAAGUAAACUACACAAAGUUCGCUACCUUCUUCGUGAAGGUUUGAUUCUCGUUCUCCCAAGGAUGAACUAAAAACCACCGAAGUAGGAAUAUGCCUUUGACGAAAAUACUCACAGAUACUACAACAAGAAGACGAAGGAGACGCGAUGGGAACGGCCGCCGGCGGUACCAAAACCCUGGAGACGUUACCGUACGGACGAAGGUCAAAUCGCGUACCAUAACACAGAAACUGACGAAUGUCAAUGGGAAUAUCCGGAGGAAGCUGAACAGUAG
This is a messenger RNA of Amoebophrya sp. A25, 4690 nucleotides long. The record is from the annotation of a GenBank genome assembly. NCBI's taxonomy places the organism in Eukaryota, Dinophyceae, Syndiniales, Amoebophryaceae.